AUGAAGCUCUUGCAGGUUUGCGCGCUCGCUUCGGCAUUGGCGACACUGUCGACGUGUGCGCACGGCUACUCGUUCAAUGACUUCAAGGGAUCGAACAAAGAGCAGGAGAACGAGAAGGAGAGCACUGGCCUGACCGCGGACGAGGAGAGCCGCAUCAUCGGCGGCUUCGACGCCGACAUCGACAACUACCCGUACGUCGCUAGCGUUCGCAUUGAUGGCGUGACGGUCUGCGCCGCUACGUUGAUCGCUCCGCAGUACCUUGUUACGACUGCGCACUGCAUCAAGACGGACGAGGUGGAGAUGACCGCGUCGUUCGACACCGAGUUCAGCUUCGGCACUGAUGGCGAGUUGGUGAAGAUCGUCAAGGGAUUCAAACACCCUCUGUACAACAAGAGGAAGCACCUGCACGACGUGGGCCUGCUGAAGCUGGAGAAGCCAUCCAUGCAGAAGAUUGCGGUUCUGCCUGCUGCGGACGGUUCGAACGAGAAGGUCGGCGCCAUGGCCACCGUUCUUGGUUGGGGUCAGACCAAGGAGAGCUUGAACAGCUUCAAGCUUCAGCAGGCGAAACUUCCAAUCAUCUCGAACGCGGACUGCAGUAAGUUCAGCUCGUACAAGACGGGCCUGACGGAGGGCAUGAUGUGUGCCGGCAACGGCAAAGGCAAGGGUUCGUGCCGCGGUGAUGCGGGUGGCCCCCUUAUUGCCAACGACGCUCUUGUGGGCUUCGUGAGCUGGGGUGGUGACAAGUGCGGCAAGGAGCCGGGUGUCUACACCCGCGUGUCGUCCGUGCUGGACUACAUUAACGAGAUUGUUGCCGGUGGAGAUGGCAAAAAGUUUGGCUCGAAGACUAGCAAGAAUACGGCCACGAAGGGUACGGCAACACCCACCAGCGAUGCAUCGUCGGCAGCGCAGAAGACUCCUUCCACGAAGGGACUGACAUUCUCGUUUGAUGGAUCCUCGGCGGAGCAGAAGUCUCCUGCCACGAAGGCCUCGAAAUUCACCGAGCCGUAUGCUAUUGCAUGA
Phytophthora sojae is the source of this 1020-nucleotide messenger RNA. Its product is annotated as serine protease trypsin-like protein. NCBI's taxonomy places the organism in Eukaryota, Oomycota, Peronosporomycetes, Peronosporales, Peronosporaceae. The transcript is spliced from 2 exons. Gene Ontology annotation, molecular function: serine-type endopeptidase activity. Gene Ontology annotation, biological process: proteolysis. The record is from RefSeq and is a predicted model, not a curated record. The coding region runs from base 1 to 1020 and encodes 339 amino acids.